AUGGACGUGUUUCUGGCAUCGCGCCGUACCAUCUCUGCUCCCACGCACUAUGUCGUCGGCAACGAAGCGGGCGACCUGGACAGUCUAGCGUGUGCUGUUGCGUAUGCGUACGUAUACAGAGACGAAGCGCCAUGGGUACCUGUGGUCCAAACACGACGUAGUGACCUGCGUCUCCGCCCAGAAAACCAGUUGAUCUUACGACAUCUCGGUAUAGACGAAGCGCAUAUCACAUGCCUGGACGAUGUACAAAAUCUGGAUCGUACGCACCAUGUUGUGCUGGUGGAUCACAAUCGUGCUACAGGUCCAUUUGUGAAGGCUACCAUUGUCGGUGUGAUUGACCACCAUGUCGACGAACAGCUGUAUAAGGACGCAGCGCUACGUCAAGUGUAUGCGCCAUCGGACGCAGGCUCUUGCGCCAGUGUCCUGACGCGGAUCGUACGGGAUCAUUUUCUUCCUCCUGCGCUAUGUGAUUUGCUUUACAGCGCUAUUCUCUUGGAUACCAUUCAGUUUGAUGCGAAUGUCGGCAAAGCGCAAGCGAUAGACUAUGAGGCGCGCGAUCGUCUGGCACCUCACUCUUCGUGGGCGACUACGACGGAGGCUUCGCGUCACUUUCAUGCCAUGCAAGUGGCGAAAAACGAUACGUCUCAUCUCACGACAUUGGAAAAGCUACGGCGUGACUACAAGCAGUUCUCCUGCGAUGGCGCCGAGCAAACUACAUGGGACGUCGGCGCCGCGUCCACCACUGAGCCCCUGGACGUGUUCUGCGCCACGUCCCGCUUUUGGGACGAUAUGGCGACAUUUGCUCAUGAGCAGGGUGUACAUCUUCUUAUGAUAUUAACAAGCUAUGAGCACCAAGACAAUGACCACGCAUCACGUCGCCUUGGUCUCUCUGGCCUUGCCGAGUGCCCCACGUGA
This is a messenger RNA of Malassezia pachydermatis, 915 nucleotides long. RefSeq names its product dhh phosphoesterase. The record is from RefSeq and is a predicted model, not a curated record. The transcript is spliced from 2 exons. NCBI's taxonomy places the organism in Eukaryota, Fungi, Basidiomycota, Malasseziomycetes, Malasseziales, Malasseziaceae. Gene Ontology annotation, cellular component: cytoplasm. Bases 1 to 915 code for a protein of 304 amino acids. Gene Ontology annotation, molecular function: exopolyphosphatase activity.